This is a messenger RNA of Botrytis sinoallii, 726 nucleotides long. RefSeq lists its product as uncharacterized. The record is from RefSeq and is a predicted model, not a curated record. Lineage: Eukaryota; Fungi; Ascomycota; Leotiomycetes; Helotiales; Sclerotiniaceae. The transcript has a single exon. The coding region runs from base 1 to 726 and encodes 241 amino acids.
AUGUCCAAUGCCAUCAGCCAGUCACUCAAUCAGCAGCGACAGAUAUGGAUUAACUCUAUCAGAACUGUUUCAUUCAGCAAAGAAGAUGAAGCCUUAUGCCAUACAACGGAAGAAAAGACCCAUCACAACCUUCUUGACUAUUUCCGCUCAUGGUUUUGUCACGCCAUGCACACAAUAAAGGUUCCAGACUACCAGCAGCUUAUCGGCCUCGAGUUUCAAACCGGUAGGUAUUCACGCAAGGAGCAUUCCCCAGGCGAACCACUCCCAAAAUAUGUCAUUCAGCUCCAAGAGACUCUUGAUGGUAACAGCCGUGGGAAGUCAAUUUUCUUUUCCUUCGAGGGAGUUAGAGAACAUAACGAUCGAGGUGUAUUUAUGAAUCAUCUCAAGAGCCUGAAACACAAAAGUGGGCGCAUGGAUAAAGGGUUUAUGAUUCUGGGCGAAAAUUUAGAGCGUGAAGCUGUGUAUCGCACAUACACACCCGGUGGACAGAACUUUCCAGAAUCGAGUGGGCAAUAUAGACGCAGUGAGGUGGGUAGGAAGAUUAUGGGCGGAUUGGAUUUCGGUCCUGAGAUUCCAUAUUACGUCGUCGUGUUGGAGAUGGUCGAUGUAAAUGGUGGUAAUGAGAGGAAUUUGGCCGAUUUAGUCUUUAUGAGGAUGGAUAGGGGUGAUGGCACGAGAGAGGUGUCGGAAAUGAUGAAGUCAAUGGAGCCACGGCAAAAAUGGUAG